Durotheca rogersii is the source of this 3341-nucleotide messenger RNA. RefSeq names its product carbohydrate-binding module family 52 protein. The transcript has 6 exons. Gene Ontology annotation, molecular function: carbohydrate binding. The record is from RefSeq and is a predicted model, not a curated record. Lineage: Eukaryota; Fungi; Ascomycota; Sordariomycetes; Xylariales; Xylariaceae. Bases 385 to 3039 code for a protein of 884 amino acids.
CGAUAGAUCCGAAGUCCGACUGUCAUCCCUUGUACCUGGUCUCCCAGCAAGCCGGCGGAUUACGUAACUACAGGCCAUUUCCCUUCAGACAAGUCCGACGAUCCGUCGGUUCCUAUCAUGAACUCGAUCCAUUUCAACUUGCUCUCUCUUUACUAACCCCAACACGCCGUCCAUCGGAAUCUCGUCUCCCUGUGUCGUUACUCUCACCUUAGGAAAUAUUUCAAUGAUUGCCCAUCUGAAGCUCCUCGCAUCUCCGCCACCUCAGUCAUCGUCCAGCCACGCAGAGCACUCCUCGAAUGGGCUACGCGUAGCUGGCCGCCGCGUUGCAUGUGCCGGUACGACCGGGAGCGAUAGUCCUUACGUGAGGCCGGAUCCUGGGAUAUCAUGUCUGAGGGUCAGUCUUUAAGGCCAGGCCGGCUACCGAUCUUAGGCCUUUUCCUCCGAUGGGGAGCCAGAAACCGCCCCGUACGCGAUGAUGGCGAUGACGACCAAGCUUUGCUGGAAGAUGAUCCUCUCAGCAUUCCCCUGGAGAGCCGUGGUGUCGCUUCCGGUUCUGCCCAGCUGCCCUCGAUCCGUAUAGACGGCCAGCCCCUGACGACAGCGAAGAAUCGUCGCUUCGGCCGCCUGAGGGGCAAUUCGCCUUGUCACUUCGCCAUUUUCGUCACUAUGUUAGUAGGGUUGCUGCUGGCCGUUAUAUUACCUCGUCAACGCCCGCGCCCCGCUCCCCUCGUCAGCGACGGCCUGCUACCUUGUGGUAGCUCUAGGUACUCCAUCGACAAUCACACCUGUUACCGCGUGAAGUUCCUCUGCCCCGUUCUUGAUAGAAAGCGCACCUUGCGAUGCGGCGGUGAUUGCUAUCUACCCCAAAGAUACUCGUGUGAGAAUGGGCGAUUGGUCCCAUCCCAAAAUCCCGACUCUCCCAUCAAACCGCCCUCCGAGGGGGCUGAUGGGGCGUCGUGUGCACCUACUUAUCUUCACCUGAGUGACCCUCCGUACGAGAAUUAUUUUGUGUCAGAUUGUGGCAGUGCGAGUCAAGUUGUGGUAACCAGUCCGCUCCACGAUAGUAAUCUGAAAAUUACUGGCCCAAGACUUCUCCCUCGUGAAAAGAUUGCUUGGCCAGCUGGGAAUAGUGGCCUUGUGGCUUACUUCUCGCCAUCCAGUGGUGUUGAUGGGUCACUCGGCAUCUUUCUCGAGAACACCACCGGCACCAACCACACGAUAACUCCGCUGGUCAGCGGCGUGACGGGUGUCUUGUCUCUCAAUUCAUCUGCAGUCUUGGACCUGGCCAUUUUGGGGAGUAUCAGAACGAUACGAGAUUUCGCCGAAGGGCCAAGUACUCUCCCGCCAAAAAUUCAACGUGCUAUCGAGACCCAUCAGCUGCCCGAUGGGGGAAUCCAGCUUAACCGCGUGUGGCUUGAUAGGACCACGGAGAUGUUCCUAACAAUGCACCGCGUCGACAAAACUUCGAUACCCAUCGAAAAUGGCCGUCCGCGUCUGGCGCCGGGUUCUUAUCUCUUUAACGCCUGGCACAGCUAUCCGCACCUCGACCAACUCAGUGCGACGGAUGUCCUCAACCCCACAUCUCACUCCCUCAUUUCGCAACACCAGGCUGAGGUAGACUCGCUCAUUUUCCUUUCCUACAAAUCGAAGAUCCUGGCUGGUGCUUGGAGGUUCCUGACGUACUUUGGACGUGAUAGCCUAAUCUCGCUCCUUCUCCUGCGGCCUGUCCUCAGCGAAGGAGAGGGAGGAGCUGUCGAAGCUAUCCUCGGUGCGGCUAUCGAGCGAAUUGACCCAAAUGAUGGAAGUGUAUGUCACGAAGAAACAAUUGGCGACUACGCAUCCUACCUUAACGGCCAGCGGGGCAUCGACAGCGCGGACCCUCUCUGCGAUUACAAGAUGAUCGAUACGGAUUUCUUUCUGCUCAUCGCCAUUGACGAGUAUCUGACCCGCUCUAGGAUCGGACAAGUGCGCCGCGAGGCCUUCCUUGCCACCGCGGCAUCUGUCCUCCCGUCGAGCCGCGGGAUGAAAUAUGCGGAUCUUUGCCUAGCUACUGCGGAAAAGAUCAUGAAACUGACAGCUAGUUUCGAAGACUCACCCGUGAAGCAAAACCUAAUACACCUCCGCAAAGGCCAGACGGUAGGACAGUGGCGCGACAGUGGUAAUGGCUUAGGCGGGGGCCGUGUUCCUUAUGAUGUUAAUACAGCUCUAGUGCCGGCGGCACUCAAGGCGAUUGCGUCGCUAUCGAGUAGCGGACUCUUCCCCUCGCAUCCAGAUUGGAGCACUAUAGCGAGCAGGCGCUCCACGUUCUGGGAAGACAAUACGCUUUCGUUCUUUCAGGUGAAUAUCACAGCAGACAGGGCCCAAGACCUCGUCGAUGGCUACAUUAGCCAAACAGGGUUUCCUGGGAAGAUUGACAUUGGUAGCCUAGACUCGCCAGUCAUGUUUCACGGCCUCGCACUCGACGGGGAAGGCGGCCAGCCACUUGUCAAAGUAAUGAACACAGACGAUUGCUUCCGGCUUUUCCUCCUAAACAGCACCGAUCAAGUUCAAUUGUCCGCCUUCCUUUCCCAAACGGCAUACAACAUCAUCCGUCCAUUCCCUCUAGGCCUUUCCACCCCCGUCGGGCUCGUUAUCGCCAACCCCGCUUACGGCGAGGCGACCGUUAAGGUUGAGGAGUUUUCCCAAAGCGCGUACCACGGUGCCGUAGUCUGGAGUUGGCAGCUUGCCAUGAUGGCGGCAGGGUUGGAGAGACAGCUUGAACGAUGCGAGUACGAGCAGCUUGCAUUCUGUGCCGAUGCCGCCUUGCGCGGGCGCGUUCUCGAAGCGUACAACCAUCUAUGGGACUUGAUCGACGCGAAUAGCGAGCAUCUCAGCAGCGAAGUCUGGAGUUGGGCGUAUAGCGACGGCGACUUCCGAUACAUGCCGCUGGGUGCCUUAGCACCUCCUGACGGACAGAGCCCAGUUGAAAGCGAUAUCCGGCAGCUCUGGAGCCUAGCCUUUCUAGCAGUGAAGAGGAGUAAAUCGUACGGACGGUCCUAGCCUGCUGGGCGGUUAGCACGGCUCCGGGUCGCGUGCCGCAGCGUUAGGGAGGGUGCGUAACUGGAGCUCUACGAGGUACAGCUUCUCUUCUUCCCCCCUGCCUUCCCCGUCUCGCCUCUCCUCCUCUCCUCCCUUUCUCUCGAUGCCACGUCUAGUCUAGGCGAGAGAGAUCUUCAGACAAUGCCGCCUGUGUAGCCAUAUCGAGUAGGGUUGGUCUUGGUUUCAGUUCCACAAACGCACCGCGAGAGGCAGAGGCCUCCGCUGGGCGGCUGAGUCGUUGCCAUGUAGUCAACGCAACACAG